This is a messenger RNA of Aspergillus pseudonomiae, 676 nucleotides long. RefSeq lists its product as uncharacterized. The coding region runs from base 427 to 648 and encodes 73 amino acids. The transcript has a single exon. The record is from RefSeq and is a predicted model, not a curated record. Lineage: Eukaryota; Fungi; Ascomycota; Eurotiomycetes; Eurotiales; Aspergillaceae.
GGUACCUACAUUUUUGACCUUUGGUCAGAGAUGGGUUGAAGAGAAGAAGAAGAAGAAGAAGAAGGAGGAGGAGGAGGAGGAGGAAACAACAGUCCUAGCACAGAUUUUCAUUGCAAGACAAGCUUAGGCUUCGAACAUCAGACAAGACCCAGAAAGCCUCCUGCAUCAGCCAGCCUUGUAGUGGUGGCGGUCUUCAGGUACCUUACGGCCUCAAUUGAGAGACAAAUCGGAAGGUCGUUGGCAACUCCCAUCUGGACAGCCCAAUAUAUGUUUGCCCCUCUAGAGGGCGACGGAUUGGAUGAAAGAGUUCAGCUUUGGUACCCUAGUCAGCAUCUACAUUAGCGUGAGAGAGAAAGCAGGACGAAUGGCGCAUUCCGAGCGCCAGAUGCCAACCAUGUGGGAUGGGUGAAGAUUCUUGCGGGUCGGAUGAUGGCCCAGCGCCUUUUCGUCGAUUUCUUCUUUCCCUUCAUUUGUUUCUUGUAUAUUCUUUUCCCCCCUCUGUUCCGUUGUUUAUUUUAUGAUAUAUAUAAAUGUUUUCUGGGUGGGUCACUUUUUUUUUCCACCCAGGAAGUCAACAUUGAUCAAGAUGAUGCUUCAAAUGAACCAAACGUCAGCCCGGGACCAAUGUCAUCUGACCCAAUACCGUAAACAAAAGCGAUUCCCAGCGUCAGCAAUG